This is a messenger RNA of Fusarium redolens, 2891 nucleotides long. RefSeq names its product alkaline-phosphatase-like protein. The record is from RefSeq and is a predicted model, not a curated record. Lineage: Eukaryota; Fungi; Ascomycota; Sordariomycetes; Hypocreales; Nectriaceae. The transcript is spliced from 3 exons. The coding region runs from base 86 to 2842 and encodes 918 amino acids.
GCCCUCCCUCCUUUCAACAAUCAGCGAAGCGGCCACUGCGUCUGAGUCUCUUUUCAACGACGGACCGCGCAAAAGCCCAGGCAAGAUGUGUUUCCUCUUCUCGGUAUCCUAUGUUUUCGGCGUCUUCUUCGUCUCGAUACUUGCCAGCAAACUGCUACAUCUGUGGACACAUCUCUUCACGGUACCGACUUCGGCUUUUAUCCUAUACCUACCGACAUUCUUCCUCUUCGACUUGUUAGCGAUAUGCAUUGCGAGACUGUUUCUGAGUCAGUCCAAGACACCGUGGGCUUGGAUUGGGUGUCUGGUUGGUACUAUAGCUACACUCAUCUCGAUCGGCGGCUCGGCGUCGCAGCUUGGAUUCUUCGUUAAGACCGGUGGAGAGCUCGAUUGGCGCGAUGCGACAGCUUAUGCUACAAGCAAGGAGGGUCUCAAGGUGCUUUUUAGCGGCAGCGAGGCCGUGAUAGCAUGCGGAAUCGGUCUGCUCAUUAUCACUAUUCCCAUCCAUGGAUUCUUCUACCGCGCAUUUGGUGCUUUUAUAGGCGCAAUUGGCGACAACAUCCUCUCAGUCUACUCCUACUUCCGAAGCUUUCGCGUGCGAAUCCCUGGUAUCCAGCGCGGUAGGUACUCAGCUCUCAAGAAUGCCGACACCGAUCUUGAAUCGACCGAUACAUACUCGAUGGACGAGGAUUUCCGACCCAGCGCCGAAAACCCUCCACGUAUGGGCGGAGAGAAGCUUGCCACCAUUCGAGGCAAGAUUGCUCGAUUCUUCGCGCGAAUCCCCUUCUUCUCGUGGCUAUGGAAAAUUGCCCUUGCUCUUUUCCUCAUGCUCACGCUGAUCCUUCGACCUGCCAAGCCGUACGAUUUCUUGUCAAUUACGCUUCCCGUUUCGAUGCUCGAUGUUUUCGCACCCGAGCCCGAUUUCUGCCAAGCGCAGCGAAGCCUUAUCCAGAACGCUUUCCCGUUCCCCGACUUGAUAAACAAUUCGACAUGGAAACAACCCGAGGGCGAUUACUUUAGGGGCUGGGCGCCUUUGGUUAACAAGGAUAUGAGCCCUCUUGGUGAGGCGUACCGAAACCACUCUGUCGACUGGUUGCCCGAGAAGGGAGAGCUGCCCCGUGGCUUUUUCCGAUUCGAUCCUAAGCGCUUCAAGAAUGGUUACCAUGGCUCACUUGGCAAGCCCAGCACUAUCAUUUCCGAACACAAGUGCCCCCAGGUCUCGCUGCAAGAGAAGGAUCCCUACUACAACCCUGUUCAGGACCCAUUGAAGAUCACCAACCUCGAUACCGAUAUCUUGCCUACACUCAAGGAGGCGCUUGGCAAUGGCGACGUCAAGAUUAAGCAUGUUGUCUUCAUCCUUAUGGAGAGUCUUCGUCAAGACUUCUGGCCUCUGCAGCAAGGCUCCCAUACACACAGCCUGAUCAUGGAUCUCAACAAGAGCGAGAAGGAGAAGGACGCGGCCAACGAGCGAUUGUCCUGGAUGAUGCCUCACAUCGAGAAGAUCACUGGUCUGAAGCAAGGAUUCACCGAUAAGAACGGCAAGCCGUACGCGAAGCCAAACUACACAUGGCACGACCAAGCGGAGGAGGGUUUCGGUGGCAUCAAUGUCGCAACCGCCUACACCGCCGCCACAAUGUCCACCAAGAGCUACUGCGCCAACCACUGCGGUGCUUACCCCAUGCCCGUGGAGAAAUUCGCCGAAGCCGACACCGACAGCUACCAGCCUUGCAUUCCCCAGAUCCUCAGUAUGCUGAACAAGGUCAAGACCAACACAUCCUCUGACGACGCCGAUUUCCGCGAUUUGCAGUGGAAGACUGCUCUUUUCGAGGCUGAGAUUGAGGAGUACGAUCGUCAAGAGAAGUUUGAUGCUAAGCUUGGCUUUGAGCACAUCAUCACCAAGAAACAGCUCGAGAGUCACUGGCGCUUCAACGAGUCGGAUGUUCUGGGCAAGAAGAUUAACUACUUCGCUUACCCCGAACCCAUCCUUAUGCCUCAUCUUCAAGACUUCAUCACCAACACGACCGCCAACAACCAGCGCAUGUGGUUGACUCACUUCACCAGUACGACCCACCACGCUUGGGGUCUUCCUGAGGGCACUCCUUACUACGAUUACGUUUCUCACACCGGCAUGAACAAGGUGCACGAUAACUUCAACAAGUACUUGAACACCCUUCGCUACCACGAUGGCUGGAUGGCUAGCUUGAUGAACCUCCUGGACGACCAAGGUAUCGCCAACGAGACCCUCGUCGUCUUCGCCGGUGAUCACGGUCACUCCUUCAAGGACGACGCUGGCAAGGAGGGCACAUACGAGAACCAGUUCAUCUCCAACUACCGAGUCGGCCUGACCUUCCGACACCCUCACCUCCCCCGAGUCCAAUACGACGCCAACACCACCACCAUCUCUAUACUCCCUACCAUCCUGGACCUCCUCAUCAACAGCGGUUCCCUCAACGAGAAGGACACCCACAUCGCCUCUGAUCUCGUACAAGACUAUGAAGGUCAAUCCCUCAUCCGACCCUACAAGAAAACUGACGGCGACCGACGAGCCUGGACGUUCUCCGUCGUCAACUCUGGCGCUGGCAUGCUCGGCGUCACAUCUGCCGACGUCCCCUGGCGCCUCGUCAUCCCCCUCAACAAGGUUAUCGAAUACCGAGUCACCGACGCCGUCAACGACCCCAUGGAGCUCAAACCUGUAGCUGCGUGGUCACCCGAAGAGCUCGAAACAGCAGUUAGUUCUGCCUUCGGCGACGAAGCUGCGCAGUGGGCCAACGAAGCCAUACCGAUAGCCCAAUGGUGGGUUCUCGAGCGUCAACGUCUCUGGCGCUAUCACUCUUUGUCCGCAUAGACACGCCAUUUUUUAUAUCUGCAUCAACCGGCGUUUUUGGGAAACAAAA